CUUUGAACUCCGCGGAGAUGAUAUCUCGACAAACUUCGAUACGACCCGAAAGCGCAGACCGACAACUCCUCCUCCCAGCCCACCCGUCGCACAACAUGUCGUCACUCCUCGAGACAGUCUCGCUCGAACACGUGCCAUCCACCCACAGCGUCCACGUCGCCUUCUUCAAGGGCGUCGCCAACGCGGGCCACCUCCAGUCGCAGCUCCUGGCGCGCAACCCCGACUUCGAGUACGCCUUCAUCGACGCCUCCGCCGUCGUCUCCCGCCUGCACGUCCUCGCCGCCGCCUACAAGGCCCUCUCCGUGCUCCUGGACGGGAGGCUGAAGUCGCCCAACGUCCACGCAGAGACCGUGCUCGCCCUCAGCGCCACCAACAACAUCUCAGAAGCCUACCGCCGCUACGGCAUCUCCCCCGACGUCAAGGACAUCAUCAUCGUCAAGGUCCUCUUCCCCACCGACGACAGGCCCCGGCCGCCCACCGCCGACGACGUCUGGAAGCACCUCUCGGAGAGCGUCGAGGGCACCCCCGUGCCGUUUUCCGACGACGAGAUCGCCCGGUCCACCGACUGGCCCAAGGUCAACAAAUACUACAAGCUGAAUGGCGCCCCGGCCCUGAGGAACAUCAAGGACGACAAGGAGCGGCUGCGGGAGACGGAGAUGCUCGUCAUCAGCUCCAUGGCCCUGCGCGGGGUGUAGCGGUAUCGUGUUGCGCUGUGUUGACCGCAUGAGACAUACCAGCCGCGUUCUGCCGCUACUGAGGAGCUGUACCACCCUGCCAGAGAGGCCAGCGAGGCUCCUGUCUGCCUGACCUGCCCGUCCAAUGACCUGUCUGCGCCCAAGGCCCCAACCAAACAAGGGGGCGCGUGAUUAUCCUCGGCCUAAGGGUCAUGCCGCACGACCACUUCGCUGCUGAGAAACUCCACGAGUAUAUCCUGCGAUUUCUGCGAAGGAGAUGCCACGGCCUGGGCCAAUGGUCUGCUGCGACUGAGGAAGGCCAGCAUGGAAGUAGCCCGCCCACGCUAGAGGAGCAUUUGGUUAAGCUCGGUCCCAGUGUUAAGAAACCUCUCACAGGGACGCCUUCCCGCCGGGUCGGCGACCGCCGCUCUUAUGAUGGGGAGUUAUGUCUGCUCGCUAGAACUUGGGUCUGUCUCACUGGCAGUUGGAUGUCCCACGAACGGUCGAGGCGACGACUCGUGGCUAGUGACGCAUAACCUUAAAUGGCCUGGCACGCUGGGCCAGGCUACCUUCCGUCAACAUGCAUGUGCUGAUGCUCUGGGUCGGCCUUCGGGGGGGAACUCUAGGGUGCCAAGGAGGUCAAUGUUGAUGCGAUGAACGGCGAGGCGACCGUGCCUCCAGCGGUGCCAGAUUUGUCUUCGCCUGCUGCAGUACACGUUUACCAGCCCACGUGGUCUACGGCCUCAACGUCUAGGGUGUCCCGAGAAGAUUCUGGGUGGUUCGCACAAAACGAACACAGUACCAACUUGUUCGCCUGCGAGGCCUACCAGACGAUCGAUGACUAGGUGUUCUGCCUGAAAGGACGGCAACCACGUGCAAGCCCGGGUUGUCUCAAACAAAGCCUGCCGUCUCGCCCAGGACACAUGUCUACAAUGUCCGCGGGCUUACAAUUCUGGGCAUUGAUGUUGUGUCGGAUUAAAAAAAUAUAUCGUUAAUCAUUUAAUCCUCAUCCUUCCCCCUGAUGCUAAAGUGAGGGGCGCGAUCAUAUGCCGCAUGCCCGAUCAUGUUCUGCUCCUCCAUGUUCCUUCCAGCCCGUGCCGACCUCACUCCUCAGACAAAUCAGACUCCUCCCCGCCCCUUGCGCCCCCAUCAGCCUGGUUGAAGUGGCGGUGGUGAAGGGCAACAGUAUAAAACUCAGGCUCGUCCUCCUUGGACCCGCAGAAGUACUUGCGGCACAGAUACCGCACGUACCCAAGCUGGAAGGUGACGAACCUGUGCUUGGGCACGGCGAAGACCAUGGACAGGUCCUCGAGGCUGAACCCCUUGGUCUCCUCGACCAGGAGGAACACCAGCACAAAAGCCACCAGGUUGAGGCCGGAGAAGAGCACCAGGCCGCCCCAGUGCUUUAAUGCCGGGUCCAGCAUCGGGUACAGGAGGGUCAGAAUGCCGGCGAAGAAGAGAUUUACCGCGAUGGCGACGGAGCAGCCCUGUGUCCACCAGUUAUUAGUUCUUGUGAGCCUGCGGGGCUAUGUGGGGGGGUGUAAAUCGCAUACCGCUUCACGCUGUGCCAGGGGG
This is a messenger RNA of Diaporthe batatas, 2249 nucleotides long. RefSeq lists its product as uncharacterized. Gene Ontology annotation, cellular component: EKC/KEOPS complex; nucleus; cytosol. The transcript has 2 exons. The record is from RefSeq and is a predicted model, not a curated record. Gene Ontology annotation, biological process: telomere maintenance via recombination; tRNA threonylcarbamoyladenosine modification. Lineage: Eukaryota; Fungi; Ascomycota; Sordariomycetes; Diaporthales; Diaporthaceae. Bases 18 to 695 code for a protein of 225 amino acids.